Molecule: messenger RNA, 2025 nt
Organism: Neurospora hispaniola
Lineage: Eukaryota; Fungi; Ascomycota; Sordariomycetes; Sordariales; Sordariaceae
Product: decarboxylase,orotidine phosphate
Exons: 2
Coding region: 396-1586 (396 amino acids)
Biological process (GO): 'de novo' pyrimidine nucleobase biosynthetic process; 'de novo' UMP biosynthetic process
Cellular component (GO): cytosol
Molecular function (GO): orotidine-5'-phosphate decarboxylase activity
Source: RefSeq, a predicted model, not a curated record
CUCGGCGAUAGGGCACUGUAUCGAGAGUUCGGCGCUUCCCAAUCAAUCCCGUCGACGGUCUUUUCUCUUUUUCGUGGGCCAGACAUUGACACAUCCCUUCACUUCGUUCUUCCUCCCGCUCGUACCUACAUAUGUAGAUCGAUGCAGCUGCUUCGACCUCUCGAUUCUUUCUCUCAACUUUCCCAAUCCAAUCCAACAAACACCCCCGACCACUCCGAUCUUGGUCUCCCUUUGCCGAGUCACUACUUAGACUACACGAGUCAAGCUUAGACUUCAACAACCCCACCAUCCCACCUCGUGCCGGCAAUUCUUUUUAGCUACCUCGAGUGUAUUCGAUAUCUUUCUUGGAUUGCCUUCCGCUGUACAUCCAACAAACUCAAAUCACAACAGCCAACAUGUCGACAAGUCAGGAAACGCAGCCACACUGGUCCCUCAAGCAGUCGUUUGCUGAGCGGGUAGAGAGCUCGACGCAUCCCCUCACCAGCUACCUCUUCCGCCUGAUGGAGGUCAAGCAGUCCAACCUCUGCCUCAGCGCCGAUGUCGAGCAUGCGCGGGAUCUCCUCGCCCUUGCCGACAAGGUGGGCCCCUCGAUUGUCGUCCUCAAGACCCACUACGACCUGAUCACAGGGUGGGACUACCACCCGCACACGGGCACCGGCGCCAAGCUGGCCGCCCUUGCCCGGAAGCACGGCUUCCUCAUCUUCGAGGACCGCAAGUUCGUCGACAUUGGCAGCACCGUCCAGAAGCAGUACACGGCCGGCACCGCGCGCAUUGUCGAAUGGGCCCACAUCACCAACGCCGACAUCCACGCCGGAGAGGCCAUGGUGAGCGCCAUGGCCCAGGCCGCGCAAAAGUGGAGGGAGCGCGUCCCCUACGAGGUCAAGACGUCGGUUUCGGUGGGCACCCCGGUUGCGGACCAGUUCGCCGACGAGGAAGCCGAGGACCAGGUUGAGGAGCUGCGCAAGGUCGUCACCCGCGAGACCAGCACCACAAAGGACACGGAUGGGAGGAAGAGUAGCAUCGUCUCCAUCACGACCGUCACGCAAACAUAUGAGCCGGCCGACUCGCCACGUCUGGUCAAGACCAUCUCGGAGGACGAUGAGAUAGUGUUCCCCGGCAUCGAGGAGGCGCCUCUGGACCGCGGCCUGCUGAUCUUGGCCCAGAUGUCGUCCAAGGGCUGCCUCAUGGACGGCAAGUACACAUGGGAGUGUGUCAAGGCGGCGCGCAAGAACAAGGGCUUUGUCAUGGGCUACGUUGCGCAGCAGAACCUGAACGGCAUUACCAAGGAAGCUUUGGCCCCAAGCUAUGAAGACGGCGAAAGCACGACAGAGCAAGAAGCGCAAGCAGACAACUUCAUCCACAUGACACCGGGCUGCAAGUUGCCGCCACCGGGAGAGGAAGCGCCUCAGGGCGACGGACUUGGUCAGCAGUACAACACGCCCGAUAACCUUGUCAACAUCAAGGGCACCGAUAUCGCGAUUGUUGGGCGUGGCAUCAUUACCGCGGCGGAUCCUCCGGCCGAGGCCGAGCGCUACAGGAGGAAAGCCUGGAAGGCGUACCAGGAUCGCCGGGAGCGUCUGGCAUAGAAGACUGGGGAAUAAGAGAUGGAUGGCGGAGGAUAUUUCGUUUUCAUAUGACUGGGAUGAGCGUCUACAUAAUUCUUGGUGGCAUCAUGUAAUCACACUCAGUUAUUCUGCUGGCCGGGACUGUAUCAGGUCGCAGGCCAUGGAUAUAUCGUGGAAGAAAACAUACCAUAGUCAUUUGUAAGGCACGGGCAAGGAGGGAGGUUGUUAUUUAUCUGGGCCAAGGGUUUCUCUAAGGAUUUGGGCGGCUUCGAACGGCGUUUGGGCGAUAAUAGAUGCUUGGCACUUUUGGCCUGCUGUUUUUUGCUGUGUAUACCACCAUAAUGUCACUUUCUGUACACUAUGUCUUGAACUUUACUUUAUUUGCCUGUGUUUUCUCUUUUCGUUGCAUUCGAUAAGUAGCCAGUUCCCAAAAGCGACGAAUGAUGAAGAUCUUUUUACA